CCACUGAGCAGCUCUGGCCGCUGGAGCGACUGCUCUCGAAUUACAACAAAAGGCUGGGAUUUAGGGAACUUCCCUGGUGCGGCCGGCUGGGAAAGGGGGUGGGUUCUGGGAGGGGUUUGCCGGAGAGGCUCAAGUCAAAAGUACCAGGGGAAAAAAGGAGCAGAGGAAUUCCUGCCGGUCGGCUCCGAGCUCACCACACAUUUCACAACUCCCAAGAAGAGCUCGCCGCACCCUCUGCUCGGGACGGGACCCGGAGCCGGGAAGAAAGUGCGGAAAAGAGGGAGGCAGGGAGGGGGAACGUCGACUCACGGAAGGACACCCUGCCUGCUACUCACUGCAGAGAAACUGGUGCCACGACGCCUUCACCUCGGGCCCCCGGAAGCUGCUCCGGGGCAGGGCCUCAGAAAACGAGCAUGGGAAGGCCACUGGGUCCUCAUCUUAACCACUGCUGGGCCGCGCUCCACCUCUUCCUCUCCCUGAGCCUCGCCCAGUAUGAGAAUUGGCCCUACCACAGAGACGUCCUCCCCGAAUACCUCCAGCAGCCCCCGCCAGAGUACUCCCAGCCCGUGCGGCCGGCCGGAGUCCCCAGGGUCCAGCUGCGGCUGGCGGGGCAGAAGCGGAAGCACAACGAGGGACGGGUGGAGGUGAACUACGACGGGGAGUGGGGGACGGUGUGCGACGACGACUUCUCCAUUCACGCCGCCCACGUGGUUUGCCGGGAACUGGGCUAUAUCGAGGCCGUGUCUUGGACCCCCAGCUCCUCCUACGGGAAGGGAGAAGGACGGAUCUGGAUGGAUAAUGUCCACUGCACUGGUAAAGAGGUGACCCUCGCCGCUUGUUCGUCCAAUGGCUGGGGCGUCAGCGACUGCAAACACACAGAAGACGUGGGGGUGGUGUGCAGUGAGAAGAGGAUCCCUGGAUUCAAGUUCGAUAACUCGUUAAUCAACCAAAUAGAUAACCUGAAUAUCCAGGUGGAAGAUAUCCGGAUCAGAGCCAUUCUCGCAGCCUACCGCAGACGUACCCCGGUGACCGAGGGGUAUGUGGAGGUGAAGGAAGGUGGGAGCUGGAAGCAGAUCUGUGACAAGCAGUGGACUGCCAAGAACUCCCGCGUGGUCUGCGGCAUGUUUGGGUUUCCGGGGGAGAAGAAAUACAACACCAAAGUGUACAAAAUGUUCGCCAGCCGGCGGAAGCAGCGGUACUGGCCCUAUGCCAUGGACUGCGUGGGCAGCGAGGCUCACAUCUCGAGCUGCAAGCUGGGCAACCAGGUCUCCGUGGACCCAGAGAAGAACACGACCUGUGAGAACGGGCUGCCAGCCGUCGUGAGCUGCGUUCCCGGCCGGGCAUUUGCUCCCACGAGCAACUCGGGCUUCCGGAAGGCUUUCAAGCCAGAGCAACCACUGGUGCGACUGAGAGGUGGAGCGAACACUGGGGAAGGUCGAGUGGAGGUGCUGAAGAACGGUGAAUGGGGAACCAUAUGCGAUGACCAGUGGAAUCUGGUGUCCGCUAGUGUGGUCUGUCGAGAGUUGGGCUUCGGAAGUGCCAAGGAAGCCAUCACUGGUGCUAGACUCGGGCAAGGGAUGGGACCCAUUCACCUGAAUGAAAUCGAGUGCACAGGGUUCGAGAAGUCCAUUACUGAUUGCAAAUUCAACAUUGAGUCACUGGGCUGUAACCAUGAAGAAGACGCUGGUGUGAGGUGCAAUAUCCCUGCUAUGGGCUUCCAGAACCAGCUGCGUCUGAGCGGGGGCCGUAACCCCUACGAGGGUCGGGUGCAGGUGCUGAUGGAGCACAAUGGGACCCUGAAGUGGGGGACAGUCUGUGGAGAAAACUGGGGCACCGUGGAGGCCAUGGUAGUCUGCAGACAGCUGGGCCUCGGGUUUGCCAGCCACGCCUUCCAGGAGACCUGGUACUGGCAUGGGGACGCCAAUGCCAACAACAUGCUCAUGAGUGGAGUCAAGUGUUCGGGAACAGAGAUGUCGCUGGCACACUGCCGCCAUGACGGUGCAGAUGUGUCUUGCCCCCAUGGAGGGAGUCGCUAUGCUGCUGGUGUUUCGUGUUCACAAACGGCCCCCGACCUGGUCCUCAACGCUGAGAUCGUCCAGCAGAGCACGUACCUGGAGGACCGGCCAAUGUUCAUGCUGCAGUGUGCCAUGGAGGAGAACUGCCUCGCCUCCUCGGCGGCCCAGACCUCGCCCACCUCGGGUUACCGGCGGCUGCUGCGCUUCUCCUCCCAGAUCCACAACAACGGCCAGUCGGACUUCCGCCCCAAGAAUGGCCGCCAUGCCUGGAUCUGGCACGACUGCCACAGGCAUUACCACAGCAUGGAAGUCUUCACCUACUAUGACCUUCUGAACCUCAAUGGGACCAAGGUGGCCGAGGGCCAUAAAGCCAGCUUCUGCCUGGAAGACACAGAGUGUGAAGCAGAAAUUCAGAAGAAUUACGAGUGUGCCAAUUUUGGGGAGCAGGGCAUCACCGUGGGAUGCUGGGACAUUUACCGCCAUGACAUCGACUGCCAGUGGGUGGACAUCACUGACGUGCCCCCAGGCGACUACCUGUUCCAGGUCGUCAUCAACCCCAACUACGAAGUGGCUGAAUCGGACUACACCAACAACGUCAUGAAGUGCCGGACCCGCUACGACGGUCACCGCAUCUGGAUGUACAGCUGCCACAUAGGUGGCUCCUACAGUGACGAAACGGAGAGCAAGUUCGAUCACUUUGGUGGACUGGCGAAUAACCAGCUCUCCUCUCGGUUUUAAACCCGCGUGCCCCAGUGUAUGCUGUCACAAUCUCAAAUAAUCUGCUACAAGCCUGCAAGUACUAACCAGGGUCUGGGUUCCAGAGAUCCUAUCCGCACUCUAAACUGGAAGCACGGCUAUGUAGGGCUGAACUAGGGAAUCGGAAUGUCACAGGGCAGAAAAAGAAUGCAAGAAAAUUGUCAUUUAACGUGCUUGGUUCAAAACUCUAUCCCCGGGACGGGCGUGUGGACAUCACUAAAGGUCUCCCUUCUCUCGUACAAGUGGGAAAGGGCCCGGUUAACGCUGGAACCUCUUUGCAAUGCUUUUUGCCCGAAGAGCUCAACGUGUUGGCCGACGUCAGCCUUUUAACGGUAACCCCUGCCUGGUCUAGACACUCCACCGGAGAAGGAUUUGAAGCCCACGUUUUUCUUAUCCCGUUAAACUCUUUAUUUCUUCUACAGUUUACUCUAUCCAUAUAUAUAAGUUCUGCUGUCGGGAUUUCAGAUUAGGCGAUUUUGAGACAUAUUUCUUUUUCUUGUUCAGUUUUUUUUUUUAAUAUAUAUAUUUGUUUUAAGGAUGACACCGGUUCGGAAUUGUAUCUCCAAUAGAAACACAGUAAUUUAUUGGCAUUUCAUAUUGGGCAGCGGGGCCUUCUUAAAUACAGCAAAAAGCCACCUGUAUAAUGACUUGUCGUUGUUGUCUUGAGCGGUUUCCUUUUGGCAAAGGCGAAUGAAUGGUGCUAAACUAUUCCCGGCCCUUGGUUUCUGGAGGACACUCCCUGAUGGCCAGGGGUCGUCAGAGACACCCACACAUACUUGAAUCACAGUUGUUUGUCCCCAGAAUAAAUGGUUUAUCAUA
Ornithorhynchus anatinus (platypus) is the source of this 3590-nucleotide messenger RNA. It is a transcript of the gene LOXL2, whose product is annotated as lysyl oxidase like 2. NCBI's taxonomy places the organism in Eukaryota, Metazoa, Chordata, Mammalia, Monotremata, Ornithorhynchidae. The record is from RefSeq and is a predicted model, not a curated record. The transcript has 15 exons. Gene Ontology annotation, molecular function: protein-lysine 6-oxidase activity; copper ion binding. Gene Ontology annotation, cellular component: membrane. Gene Ontology annotation, biological process: peptidyl-lysine oxidation. Bases 414 to 2753 code for a protein of 779 amino acids.